ACUGAGCUGAAUAAGAACAAACCUCAGACAACAGCCUACCUGGCAUUGAAACAAAUAGGAACCUCCUGGACUAUUACUUACUCAUUGUUGUUUGACAACGUGUAUCUUGCGGGAAACAUGCUUCUGUACCCUGACCUUCUGGCCCUACUGUUCCUCCAGCUUGCACUCUCCAGCCCAUGGACACUAGCCUCCCGGCUGCCUCCUCUCAGUGGAGGGAAUCCCUUCAGUAAGGGCUCCCAGGUGGCCAGGGCCCCCACACAGAGGCAGCAGUCUGGAGAGCUCAGCACCACUGUCCUGGCCCUGGGGGAGCCCUGUGGGGUCUACACUCUGAGCUGUGCCCGUGGACUCCGCUGCACCCCACCACUGGGGUACCCCAGCCCCCUCCAGGCCCUGCUGCAGGGCAGGGGAGUCUGCAGCAAUGCCAGUGGGCCCAGCCCUUCUGAGAGGCCCCAGCCCACAGCCACACACCCAACACCCAGUGAAGACCUGGAGAAGGCUCCAUGCCGUAGGCUGCUUAACACUGUACUUAAAGGUCUGCAGCCCCUGGUCUUCCAGUCGGACUGUGCUGAUAUAUAUAUGCCCAACUGUGACAAGCAUGGUUUCUUCAGAAAGAAGCAGUGUCGGUCGUCUUGGGGCAUGCAUCGCGGCCACUGCUGGUGUGUGGACAAGAGUGGCAUACCAACCCCAUCACACACAAGCCCAGAGGGCACCCUGAUCUGUGACAAUGCAUGAAAGGGCACUGUCCAGCCCACCCUAUCCUGCAGUCUGGAAUAUGGGCCAUAGGGGUCAAACACUUAAAUAAGAAGGCAAAGGGAGUGCAGCAAACCGGUGCACCAAGGUGAAUUAAUGUAAACAAAAUAGUGUUGCAACCCAUUCAGAUGAUUGUUUACUUAAACGGCGCAAUGACUUCUCCGGGUGCCAACUCGAGCCCUUUGAGUAUCCUGGCUCCCAAAACGAAGACAAAGAAGAAACAUUUUGUACAGCAGAAAGUGGAGGUGUUCCAAUCCAGGGACCCUGUUCUAAGUGUCCUUAUGUGGGGAGUCAAUCACUCGAUUAAUGACCUGGUCCAGGUGCCUGUCCAUGUCAUGCUUCUUCGUGAUGACUUCAAAGCCAAUAUCAAAGUCAACAACCAUCUCUUCAACAAGUACUGUAGCCUACUCACUGC
Molecule: messenger RNA, 1165 nt
Organism: Oncorhynchus keta (chum salmon)
Lineage: Eukaryota; Metazoa; Chordata; Actinopteri; Salmoniformes; Salmonidae
Product: insulin-like growth factor-binding protein 3
Exons: 6
Coding region: 118-732 (204 amino acids)
Biological process (GO): regulation of insulin-like growth factor receptor signaling pathway
Cellular component (GO): extracellular region
Molecular function (GO): fibronectin binding; insulin-like growth factor I binding; insulin-like growth factor II binding
Source: RefSeq, a predicted model, not a curated record